This is a messenger RNA of Hyaena hyaena (striped hyena), 2291 nucleotides long. Its product is annotated as mitogen-activated protein kinase kinase kinase 5-like. Gene Ontology annotation, biological process: intrinsic apoptotic signaling pathway in response to oxidative stress; cellular response to stress. The record is from RefSeq and is a predicted model, not a curated record. The transcript has 9 exons. Gene Ontology annotation, molecular function: MAP kinase kinase kinase activity. The annotation marks the transcript as partial. Lineage: Eukaryota; Metazoa; Chordata; Mammalia; Carnivora; Hyaenidae.
AUGAAAAGUAGAGGGAGAUCUGAUAAACUACGCCGGCCACUUCCGGAGCGCCACAGGCAGGAAUCCUCGCCCACUUUAGGCCCCGGCUGCGGGGCGCUAGUCGAAAUCCUCCGGCCUUGCGCAACCCUGCAGCCCCAGCGCUGCGGCGCCGCCCGCGGUACCAGACCGCGCGCAGAGCGAGCCCGGCAGGCGCCGGAGGGGGGCGCCGUGGCCGCGGGGACCGCCGCAAGUGCGUCGCCGACUAGCUCCGGGGCCCCGAGUGUUCGCAGGACAGGCUUUCUUUGCGCCACGCUGCCGUCGCGCGCGCUCCGGGCUUGGGCUCACUCCGGAGCUUCCCAGCAGCGCCCUCCCCCGGGGCGGGCCCUGAUCUCCGGUGCCGCGACGAGUGGGCGGCAGAAGCCGGUGGCCCACACGGCGAGCGGCUGCGAGGAGCGGCGAGACUCCCGCGGGGAGGCUGGCGCUCGGACGCAGCGGCCCCGGCGCGCUCGGACGAGAAACGAGGCCAAGGGAGGAGGAGGAAAUAGAGCAGAUGAAGGAGAGCUGCCGCCGAGGGAGGCGGCCCGGGGAGCCCGCCCGCCCGUGAGGUGCUGGCCAGGUAGCUCCCCACCCAGCGGGCACCCUCCUCGUUCCCUCCCAGCGCCCGGCACGGAAGAGGCCGGGGCCGCGCGCCCGGUGGCCAGGGCGCACCGCACCCCGAGCGCGGCGCCCUUGAGCUGCACCGCGGCGCAGGUUUGCGAGCCGACUUGUCUGCCCGCCAAGAGAAGGAAGCGCUGUCCCUUCCCGCUCAACCUGGCGUCCCCACCCCUUGUACUCUACACCCUGCCUCGGACGAGCGGCGCGGCCACGGAGGCGCCGAGGAGGGGCGAGCCGCCGCCGGGCAGCGGCGUCCCUUCGGGGGAAAGGGCGCCGGAGAGGAGGCGGCGGCGCGGCGCGGAGGGCGCGACUCGCGAUGGCAGCUGCUUAGCCCGGCGCGCACGGAGCAGCCCCGAGCUGUGGCUGGCCAGACGGGGCGGCUGGGCUGGGGACGCGGCCGCCGCCGCAGCCCGGCCGGGAGAGAUGAGCGCGGAGGCGGGCGAGGGCAUCACUUUCUCCGUGCCACCCUUCGCGGAGGGCGGCAGCUGCCGGAGGGGAGCAGCGGCGGCGGCGGCGGCGGCGGAGGGGGAGGAGAGCCAGCUACCACCGCCGCCGCCGGGCAGCUUCUGGAACGUGGAGAGUGCUGCCGCCCAGGGCACCGGCUGUACCGCUGUCACCUCCGGGAGCAGCGCCACCCGGUGCCGGGGCAACUCUGGUGGCGGAGGCGGCCGACGGACCACGGUGGCAUAUGUGAUCAACGAAGCUAGCCAGGGGCAGCUGGUGAUGGCCGAGAGCGAAGCCCUGCAGAGCCUGCGGGAGGCGUGCGAGACGGUGGGCGCCACGCUGGAGACCGUGCAAUUUGGUAAACUGGAUUUUGGGGAAACCGCGGUGCUGGACCGUUUCUACAAUGCAGAUAUCGCCGUGGUGGAGAUGAGUGACGCCUUCCGACAGCCAUCAUUGUUUUACCACCUUGGGGUCAGAGAAAGUUUCAGCAUGGCCAACAACAUCAUCCUCUACUGUGAUAAUAAUUCAGACUCUCUGCAGUCACUGAAGGAAAUCAUUUGCCAGAAGAAUACUAUGUGCACUGGGAACUACACAUUCGUUCCGUACAUGAUAACUCCACAUAACAAAGUCUACUGCUGUGACAGCAGCUUCAUGAAGGGGUUGACAGAGCUCAUGCAACCGAACUUCGAGCUGCUUCUUGGACCCAUUUGCUUACCUCUUGUGGACCGUUUCAUUCAACUUCUGAAGGUGGCACAAGCCAGUUCCAGCCAGUAUUUCCGGGAAUCUAUACUCAGUGACAUCAGGAAAGCUCGUAAUUUAUACACUGGUAAAGAAUUGGCAGCUGAAUUGGCAAGAAUUCGGCAGCGAGUAGAUAAUAUUGAAGUCUUAACGGCAGAUAUUGUCAUAAACCUGUUACUUUCCUACAGAGAUAUCCAGGACUAUGAUUCUAUUGUGCAGCUGGUAGAGACGUUAGAAAAGCUGCCAACCUUUGAUUUGGCUUCCCAUCAUCAUGUGAAGUUUCAUUAUGCAUUUGCACUGAAUAGGAGAAAUCUCCCUGGAGAUAGAGUAAGAGCUCUUGACAUUAUGAUUCCCCUGGUGCAAAGUGAAGGGCAGGUUGCUUCAGAUAUGUAUUGCCUAGUUGGUCGCAUCUACAAGGAUAUGUUUUUGGACUCGAAUUUCCUGGACACUGAAAGUAGAGACCAUGGAGCUUCUUG